This is a messenger RNA of Linum trigynum, 3314 nucleotides long. NCBI's taxonomy places the organism in Eukaryota, Viridiplantae, Streptophyta, Magnoliopsida, Malpighiales, Linaceae. The record is from the annotation of a GenBank genome assembly.
UAGUCUUUCAUCCUAUGAGAGGCGCUCCGCCUUCUUGCCUGAUGGGAGGCACUCCGUCUCUAGCCCGCCGAGCGAUGCUCGAGCCUUGCCCAGAGGCGGAAGGCGUGAAUCAUUCCCCAGAGGGAGGACCGCUCGGAGGUGGGAAGAAUUCCCCGGAGGGAGCAUCGCUCGGAGGCGGAGUCUUCGAGCCUAACCCGGAGGUCGGAGGCGUGAGUCAUUCCCCAGAGGGAGGACCGCUCGGAGGCGGGAAGAAUUCCCCGGAGGGAGCAUCGCUCGGAGGCGGAGUCUUCGAGCCUAACCCGGAGGUCAGAGGCGUGAGUCAUUCCCCAGAGGGAGGACUGCUCGGAGGCGGGAAGCAUUCCCCGGAGGAAGCAUCGCUCGGAGGCGGUAAGCAUUCUCCGGAGAGAGCAUCGCUCGGAGGCGGGAAUCUUCGAGCCUAGCCUGGAGGCAUGAGGCGUGAUUCUUCGAGUAUCCGAGAAAGAUGCAAGUAUCUAGGGUGCCAUAUAUUUAAUGUUUGAAUAUAGCAUAGAGAGCGCCUAGCAUAAUAGUAAUUAACUGCUUUGCAUAAGAUAUAUCUCUGUAAAAGCAACUUAGCUUUGGAGAAGUUGGAGGGCGGUUAAGUAUUGACCGCUGCAUGUUUGAUCAACUCUGUGUCCAUGUAGUAUACUGGUUGGCGCUGUUGCCCAUGAAGGAAUGGUCUGCGGUUCGAAGGUUGGUGGAUGCGCCUGCUGAUCUUUUUUCAAUAAAGCGUGUGUGGGCCGCCUAGGCGAGCCGGGCCUCAGCGGGCCUAUCAUUGAAGCUUUGUUGGCGGUCAAACAUCGAAAAAGGGCCUUUAUAGAGCUGUCGGAGACUUGGUGGGCUUUGCGGUUUCUUGAUGUAGCGAUCCGGGGAUGUAGCGAUCCGGGGCGGGUUGAGAAUUUGGAGGGGCGGCCCAUUCUACGCGGGUGGUGAAGAUGAAGACUGAACCGUUCCUAAUAGUUGUUUGCUUUGGUGGAAGCGGCUCACGACAAAAUAGAGAAUGAAGCGGUCUUGAUAUAGAAGAUGCUCUUGUAGUCUGCUGGUAUGUGGACCUUGAUUCAAAAGUAUAAUGCUUAUUGGUCACGGUUCGAAACUUGGAGAACGCAUUUCUUUCAAUAUUUUUGGGGUGAGGCGGUCUUAUGGUGGAUUCCUCAGAGGGAUGGGGGCCAAGUUGCGGUUGGCGGGUUGUGAUGCGGGCCCAUGUGCCUUAUGGCGGCCCACAUUGUGACUGUUGGCUUGCGGAAGCGGUUACUGUGGAGAGCGGUUAAGUGUGGGUUGCUGCGUCCUUCAUUAACUCUACAUCCUUGUAGUCUACUGGUUGGGCUGUCUACUUGUGAAUGAGAGGUUGUUGGUUCGAAGCAUGGCGCAGGCGGUUCUCUACUUUUUUGCUGAACGUGUCUCGUCUUUCUUUGGGCGGUCCAGAUGGAUAAAUAUCUGGCGUCGCAAGAUGUUAACACAUAUAUCCUUGUAGCAUACUGGUAGGUGUAUUUCCAAGUCAAUGGGAGGUGGGCGGAGGCGGCUCUCUUAUUUUUUUAAUUGGAGUCCUGGUUGGGCUGUCUGAAGCUGCUGGUGUUGGGACGGGCUUGGCUGAAUGAAGGCGGCCCAUUUGGCAAUCUUUGAUGAACGCGGAGAUGGGCUGGAGGCGGUCCAUGUAGGUCGCGGAGAUGGGCUUGAUUGGAGGUGUCGGACUUUAAGCGUUGGGGGCGUUUGUGUGGUAGAAUCAAAGUGGGCGGAGGCGGCUCUCUUAUUUUUUUAAUUGGAGUCCUGGUUGGGCUGUCUGAAGCUGCUGGUGUUGGGACGGGCUUGGCUGAAUGAAGGCGGCCCAUUUGGCAAUCUUUGAUGAACGCGGAGAUGGGCUGGAGGCGGUCCAUGUAGGUCGCGGAGAUGGGCUUGAUUGGAGGUGUCGGACUUUAAGCGUUGGGGGCGUUUGUGUGGUAGAAUCAAAGUGGGCCGUCGUGCGUAAUGAGCGAGGCGGGCCUGAUGUGGGCUGUUGAGAUGCCUCUGAUGGUUGGGAAUCACUAUGCGUCUGAUGGGCUUUAAUGGUGUGAGCAGGCGGUCCGUUCUUCUAAGGUGUUAGAUGCCUCUUCUAAUCUUCUUUUUCUUCAUGAUAGAAUCUAGGGAAUGCUUCUUCCACUGUCUUCAAGUGCAUCUGCUUCUUUGGUUCUUGAGCGUUCCCUUUUAAGCAAGGCGACGUGAAGAAUCCAGAAGGCCGCUUUCCGAGAACCGCUUUCCUUCCUAGCACCCUUGAUUGUUGGGCGUGUGUUUAUUCUUCUUUUGGGCGGUCGUCGUCUAUGCAUCUGAGAGUGGCGUUCAGUCACCGACUUUGCGUCGCGGCUCUUAAUUGGCGUGUCUCUGUAUUUUGCUUGGCGUGAUUGAUUAUUCUUUCAUCCGGCAUCCUCAUCUACUAUUUCGGUUGGGUAUCAGCUGCUUCCUUUUCUUUUAUGUCCGGAUGUCAACGUGAAGUGGUUCCCUUUGAUUCGGCCGGCGGUAUUUUGAUUUGACCUCUUGCUGCAUAUUGAGCGAGGUGGACAUCUUGCAAGUUGAGCGAUUGAGCUCAGGAGGUUAGGCAUCUCUAAUUUUCAGUUUCCGUUGUGCGUUCCCCGCUCGGAGGUCUUUUGACUCCAGCCUGGCCUCGAUAACACUGCCAUCUCGGGAACUCUGCCUUCUGACGGACAUGGGGGGAGAAAAAGGUGACUGACACGACUGUUCCUUCCUUCUUAUUUGUGGUGCCGUUUACUGUAGAUGCGCAGUAGGAAGAGACCGGGACGAUGUUGACUGCUCCAUCUGAGCUCCGGCGCCGAAUUCAACUCCGACGGUCAGAAUUUGGAGAUUUCUGUGGCUGCUACUUGUUGGUGACCGAACUCUAGGUUUUCCACUUUAUUGCUUUCGGCUGGUUGGUGACGGUGAUGAACAUGGAGGGAAGCAACAUCGACACUGGCGUUGACGAGCAGCUCGGUGGCUACUGGUGAUUAUAGCGGGGAUUAACAAUAACGCGGCGACUGGUGGCUACGGCGAGUUUUGCCGGCAGAGGUGAGUGGUUGGGCGACGACCAGUGAAGACGACGCGCUGCGCCGGCGGAGACAAAUCAAGCUUUUCUUCCUUAAGCUCUUCUUUUUCCUCUUUCGUCUUUAUUGGCUUCAUGUGCGAUUGAGUUCUCCCUUUCGGCCAAGCUUCCAGUUUUGUUCUUCGAUGAGCCGGCAGUGGGGAUUGGCGGUGUUGAUCAAGCCGGGAUUAGCAGUGGCGAAUGACUGGAAGGAUCGGUGGUGGUUUGGGAAGAAUGAACUGAUGAUGACUAC